This is a messenger RNA of Merops nubicus (carmine bee-eater), 442 nucleotides long. It is a transcript of the gene JCHAIN, whose product is annotated as immunoglobulin J polypeptide, linker protein for immunoglobulin alpha and mu polypeptides. Gene Ontology annotation, cellular component: pentameric IgM immunoglobulin complex. Lineage: Eukaryota; Metazoa; Chordata; Aves; Coraciiformes; Meropidae. The transcript is spliced from 3 exons. Gene Ontology annotation, molecular function: immunoglobulin receptor binding. Gene Ontology annotation, biological process: humoral immune response. The annotation marks the transcript as partial. The record is from RefSeq and is a predicted model, not a curated record.
GAUUGCAUAUCCUGUGCUUGCAGGUUAUCCCUUGGAACCUGAGAACGAGGAACAUGUGCUGGUCAAUAACAAGUGUCAGUGUGUAACGGUGACCUCAAAGUUUGUCCCCUCCAAAGAAAAUCCUGAGGAAGAAAUCCUGGAAAGAAACAUCCGCAUCCUAGUGCCCCUGAAGGCUCGAGAGAACAUCUCUGACCCCAUGUCCCCGCUCAGAACCACUUUUGUCUACCGCAUGACUGAGCUCUGCAAAAAAUGCGAUCCUGUAGAGAUUGAGCUGGGUGGUGAGACAUACCAGGCCCAGCAGAGCACCUCCUGCGACGAACCUGAAACCUGCUACACCUACAACCGGGACAAGUGCUACACCUCGACCUUCCCCUUCCGCUACCAGGGCGAGAUCAGAAGAGUCCAAGCGGUUCUGACGCCGGCAUCGUGCUUCGCAGAUUAG